UUUUUUUUUUUUUUGAAAAUAAAAAAUAAACAAAAAUGACUCAUCUUACCGCUGAUUGCCUUAACGAGAUCUUUAGAUAUUUUGAGGAAGAUAAGGCCGUUUUACAUUCAUGCCUACUGGUUAAUCGUUUCUGGUGUGAAGUUUCUGUUAGAAUUUUAUGGGAAACCCCCAAUGUAUCAGUAGAAGUUCUUAAUACUCUAAUUACUUGCUUACCUGAUGAAUCUAAAGAAUUUUUAUAUAAAGUUGGAACUAUUUUAAAACCAACAAUUCCUUGCGAGAAAGAAGUUAUGUCGGCUUCAACUUCAAAACAUCCACUAUUCAAUUAUGUAUCAUAUUGUAAAGUUCUUUCAAUUUCUAAUAUCUAUUCUAUUGUUAAACUUUUCUUUAACAACAAACAGUCAGUUAAUACAAAAGAAAAUAUUAAUUUACUAACACAAGAAAUAUUCAAAAUGUUUAUGGGUGUUUCUUCGAUAAAAAAAUUAUCAUAUACUAAUGAUGAUGUAAAAAUUCCAAACAAUAUAAAUUUUGUUAAUUUCCCUGGAACGAAAUAUUGUUUAAGAAAUCUUUCAGAAUUUACCUGUACUUCAAACGUUAAUUCUGAAGUUUUUAAUCAGUUGUCGAAAAUAUGUCAUAAUAUUCAAUCAUUAAAUAUUAAGUUUAACAAAUAUUCUGAUAAAGUUUCAGAUGGGUUAAAAAAUUUAAUUUCUUCACAAAAUAAUUUAAAAUCCUUAUCAUUGACUUAUUAUGAAUCAAAUCAUUGGUCAGAUAUCAUAGAUUCGUUGUCAAAACAUUCUAAUACUUUAAUCAAGUUAAUCAUCAAAGGAAAAGACAAUCAUUGGCCAUUAUCCUUUAUAAAAGAUUUCAAAAAUUUACAAGAACUUGAAAUAUCGUUAAGUUAUGUUAGUAAAGAAGACGAUGGGUAUUCAGAUUUCGAACAUUUUGAGGAUUUACAAUAUUUUACUUUUCCACACUUAAAAAAAUUAAAUAUUAAUCUUCCAAAAAAAGUGGAGCCGAUAGUAGUAAAAUUUUUGGAGAACAAUGGAAUGAAUUUAGUGGAAUUUCAAAGUAAAUGUAAAUCAAUAAAUCGUGCUGUUAACGAUCAUUGUCCGAAAUUGAAAUCAUUACAUACUACAUUUGGUGAAAAAUUUUCAGGAUUAUUAUUAAGAAAUAUUCUUAAGAAAUGCAAAAAAUUAGAAAGUAUUGAAAUAUUUCGUCGUGGUUCAAAUUUAAGCGGAAAAGAACUUUUGAAAAUUGUAGCUGAAAAUUCACCGAAGAAUUUUCAUGAAUUAAAAUUUCAUAAUUAUUAUGCGGAAUUAGACGUUUGAAGAUUUGAAAUCCUUUUUUAUUAGUUGGAAAAAGCGUAACCCACAAAAAUCACUUACUUUAAAUUUUAAAAAUGUUGGUUCUAAAAAAAAUAAUGAAAUGAAGGAAAUUAUUAAUGAAUAUGAAAAGAUUGGCG
Messenger RNA from Rhizophagus irregularis DAOM 181602=DAOM 197198, 1459 nucleotides. RefSeq lists its product as uncharacterized. Gene Ontology annotation, cellular component: SCF ubiquitin ligase complex. Lineage: Eukaryota; Fungi; Glomeromycota; Glomeromycetes; Glomerales; Glomeraceae. The record is from RefSeq and is a predicted model, not a curated record. Gene Ontology annotation, biological process: SCF-dependent proteasomal ubiquitin-dependent protein catabolic process.